Messenger RNA from Calliphora vicina (urban bluebottle blowfly), 9438 nucleotides. It is a transcript of the gene app, whose product is annotated as Palmitoyltransferase app. The record is from RefSeq and is a predicted model, not a curated record. Lineage: Eukaryota; Metazoa; Arthropoda; Insecta; Diptera; Calliphoridae. Gene Ontology annotation, molecular function: protein-cysteine S-palmitoyltransferase activity. Gene Ontology annotation, cellular component: endoplasmic reticulum; Golgi apparatus. The coding region runs from base 3521 to 5869 and encodes 782 amino acids. The transcript has 14 exons. Gene Ontology annotation, biological process: peptidyl-L-cysteine S-palmitoylation; protein targeting to membrane.
UUCAUUUUAUUUAGUUGUGCGGUGCCGUGUUGUUAAGACGUCUGACUAAUGAGUGAACGGAACACUAAAUCAAAGAAACAAAAAACUAAGAAAAUCAUUAACACAGAUUAAAUAAUAAUAGAGAUUUUCAUAUUCUUAUAAGGAAAUAAUGUGAGAAGUUAAAGUGAUGCGAUGAUAUAAAUAAAAAUUCAUAAUAAUAAAACAAUAAAGUGAGAACGAAAAAAAGAAGUGAUUUAAUUGAAAAACCGCUAUGAAACAAAAUAAUAAAUGCUCCUACUACCAGAUCACAGGCACACAAACACAUGUUCAAAUCAACUCAUACUCGUACAUACAGUAACUUAAUCAAACGCAUGCAAGAGUUUUAAUAAUUCGGUCGCGCUAACGUAAACGUUUGACGGACGUCGCACUCGUAUCUUGUUUUUAUUUUUUUUAGUAGUAAACGUCGUUGUUAAUAAAAGAAGAAACCGUAAAAACGAGUCAUCAUUAUAAAUUUUUUGUUUUUUUUUGUAAUUCUUUUCGGUUUAAUUUUAUUGUUUAGUUGUUUUUGUGUGAGAUUUUUUUGUUUGUUGGUUGUUUAAAAGUUCGUUCGUUUUAUUUUGUUGGUGUUGUUGUUAUUAUUGUGAUUUUAUUUUAUAUAAACGUGUGUUCAAGUUGUUGUCGUUGUUUUUGUUGCUUUAGUGUCAUUGUGCAUUUAGUAUAGUGGUUUAAUAACAACAACAACAAUAACAAAACUAAACAGCAACGACAACAACAGCAGCAGCAGUAGCAGUAGAAGAAGAAGCAGCAGCAACAAAGCAGAGUGCAAAGUGUCAUUCACGCGACAACAGACCUAUAAAGAAGAAAAACAAAAAAAAAACCUACAAAAAUAAAUAGAAGAAACAGACAGGAAUUAAAAACAACUACAACAAUAACCAAAUUUAUAAUAACAGAUUACUCUUCUUCAAUCUGUCUGUCGCGAAUGAUAUAAAAGUAUUCUUAAAGUGAUAUUCAAAUUUGUUUUGUUGAGCUGUAAUUGCCAUAUGAACAAAAGCUACUAAAAAGGUUUUCUUCUUUUAUUAUUAUCUUCUAUACAACGUAAAUAAACAAUAAACAAAGGAUUUACAUGAUUUUCAUCAAGAAAAAGCAACUACAGAAGGAAGAACUACAACACCAACAAUAUCAACAAUGUCAGUGUACAAAUCCUUACAGCAAUAAUAAACAAAAAGAAAUCUUUCCAAACAGCUGAAGGAGGAAAUAGAACAACCAAAAACAUGCAGAUUAAAAUGGAGUUGGAAGCAACUUAAUAAAAAGCAAUAAACAAAUAAUAACAACAAAAAUUGCAAUAAGAAAGGAAAAUAUGUACACAUUUCAAAACGUAGAACAUUAUUACGAAUAUUGAGAAGUAAAAAAAAGAAAUAAAGAAAAACAACGACAACAUAGGGAGUGGAAAGAGAAAUUUCAUAAUGUUACUGCGACAUAAAAAUAAUAAUCGUAAACAUAACAGCAGCAACAACAAUAACAUUAAGAAUAAAAAUAACAAUAAUAAAUUCAGCGAACAAGAAAUUGAAGAGAAAAUUUCAACAAAAAUAUUUAAUAGGCAACAACAACAGCUGCUGCAACUGAAACAACGAUAGCAUUAGAAAAAUAUUAUUUCCUUCUUCCUCUUCUUUUUUAUUUUAAAUUAAAAACGAACAAACAGAAAGCAUUAAAAACAAAACAGUAUCAAUUUUUUUACGAUUAAAACGAAAUAACAACUUUAAUUGUGAACAAUAAUAACAACAACAAAACAAACAAAAAAUUACAUAAAAAACAUCAACAAAAAAAAAGAAAAGAAACGACUGAACAAAAUUAAAACAUUACUUUUAAAUUUUUUAUUAAAAUUUCAUUCGAAUCCACAAAAACCACGAAACAAUCACAGACGUACAUCCCCAUACAUACGCAAUUACUCACUUUUACAUAGAAAGCAAAAAAUAAAAAAGAGAAAAAACACAUUGACUCAUUCAUUUACUAACUCAAUCACAGCCAAACAUACAUUUUAACAUUUACAACAAGCAAAAAAAAUUAGCCAAAUUUGAUAUUAAAAGUGUCGGGUUGUUCGUUCGUUCGCUCAUUCAUUCACUACGUUAUAAGUGACGUAUACCACCAUAGUCCACUCCAGUUCAUAGACAUGCAACUGAUUUUCAUCAAACGUACAUAUUUAUCAUAGAGUAUAUAGCAACAACGACAGCAACCACACAACAACUAACGCUAAAUGUUUGAGCAAGCAACAAAUGAGAAACGUGGUGAUUUCUACCAGCAUAAAACGAUAAAUUAACAACAAUUAAAAUUAGACGGACAGCUAAAACCAGCAGUAAAGAACAACAAUAAUAAAAUUAAAAUCCCGAACAAAAAAAGUUUGAAAAAUCAUUUUUCUAGGAAUUUCAUUUAAUUGUCCAUGGAUGUAUGUGUGGGUUAAACUGGACAUGCGAUAACAACACCAGUAACAAACACGAUGAUGAAAAUUGCUGCAACAGACAAGAAGCAGAAGAGGAGGACGAUACAUUAGUAGUAAUAACAGCAUCAGCACUCCUACCAAAACAAGCAACAAUAACAACGAUAAUAACAGCAGGAAUCUACACCCUAUAAAACCUUAAGAUUAAACCACAAUUUUAACAACAACAACAACAAGAAACACCAACACAUUCUGUCUGUGUGUGCCUGCAUGUGUAUAGUUUAAAUUUGCAUGCGAGUGAGCUUAAAUGUUUGUGAGUGUAUGGCAGAGAGAGCGAGUAAUCGUAAAGUAAACAACCCAACAUCCUCAUCGUCAUCAGCAACAGAAACUAUCAUCUACUGAAGCAAUAUCAAGCCAGUCAUUUUGUCUGUCAACCAAGCAACAAACCAGCCAACCAGUCAGCCGGCCAGUCAACCAAACAACCAUUCAGCAAAAGUAGUCGUCGUACAUAUUCAACAACAUCAUUUUGACACCAACAAUUAUUCAUUGUUUGUUUGUAUGUGCGGGUGUGUAGACAAGGAGAAAAAAGUUUGAUACGCUUCAUAAACAAUUACACACACAAACACACUCAAACUCAAACUAACAUACAACCCACCCACUCAGUCACAUUCACGCAGUUAUACGCAUACAGACAAACAACAAACAAACACACGCACUCACGAACGCACUCCUACAGCCACUAGAAUACACUCACUCAACAAUUUCAUCAUUAACAUCGCACAACGAAUAAGGAAAUCGACAACUACAACUAUUACAACAACAACAAGUGUAAUAAUAAACAUUUAUUUCAUUUUGUUUUUCCGUCUGUCUGUCUUUCUGUCUGCCUGCUGCUUUACACUUUCGCCCCAUCUCUUGCUGAUUAUUGCGACUUUAUUAUCGCCACCAUCAACAACUACGGCAACAACAACAAACGAACUUUUAACUCGCCUACGAUACACGGAAUUUCCAACGCGCCCUCAUCGUGGCCGUCAUCAUCAUCGUCGUCCUCGUCGUCGUCAUCAUCACCAACAACUACAACUACAAUAACAACAUUGUUUCGUUAAGGCUUAAAUGAAUUUAUUUUGUUGCUGCUGCUGUAACAUGGCACCAAAUACACGCAUCACACGCAAAUGGGAACUAUUUGCCGGACGUAAUAAAUUUUAUUGUGAUGGCUUGUUAAUGUCUGCUCCUCAUACGGGAGUAUUUUAUUUAACGUGUAUUCUUAUAACGGGCACAAGUGCGUUAUUUUUUGCAUUUGAUUGUCCUUUUUUGGCCACACGUAUCAAUCCCAUUAUACCAAUUGUUGGUGCUAUUUUAUACUUUUUUACCAUGAGUUCCUUGCUACGCACGACCUUCACAGAUCCUGGUGUUAUACCACGUGCCUCAUAUGAUGAGGCCGCCUACAUAGAAAAACAAAUUGAAGUGCCAAAUUCCUUAAAUAGCCCCACAUAUCGACCGCCACCACGUACAAAAGAAGUCCUUGUUAAAGGUCAAACAGUAAAACUGAAAUAUUGUUUCACUUGCAAAAUUUUCAGGCCACCCAGAGCAUCACAUUGUAGUUUAUGUGACAAUUGUGUGGAUCGUUUUGAUCAUCACUGUCCAUGGGUUGGUAAUUGUGUGGGCAAACGUAAUUAUCGCUUCUUUUAUUUGUUUCUAGUCUCUUUGGCAUUUUUAGCCGUAUUCAUAUUUUCAUGCUCUGUGACGCAUUUAGUAUUAUUAAUGAAAACUGAACAGGAAGUAUUUGAAGUUAUAAAAAAGGCACCAUUCACUGUGAUUGUGGUAUUUAUAUGUUUCUUUUCCAUCUGGUCUGUGAUCGGUUUAGCGGGAUUUCAUACAUAUUUAACCACCAGUGAUCAAACAACAAAUGAAGAUCUCAAAGGUUCAUUUUCAUCUAAAGGUGGACAGCGUAAUUUAAAUCCAUAUUCUAGAGGAAAUAUAUGUUUAAAUUGUUGCCAUAUAUUAUGUGGACCCAUGACACCUUCCUUAAUAGAUCGGCGUGGCAUAGCUACGGAUGAAUACAUUUUACAAAUGCAACAACAUUCGAGUCCUCGCCAUCCCCUCAGUGAUGUCAUUAGUGCAACUCAUGUUGGCAGUGGAGCCAUGAUUACCUCUCAGCCUAUUAUAACGGGGGCCGGUGGUGGCAUUAGUAUAGGUGGUUCCGAUUUGAAAUCAAGAUACUAUGAUGAGUCCAAUACCUCAUCAUCGGCCAUGGAUGCUAGUGCUACGGCUGGCGGUGUUUAUAGGCCGCGCAGCUAUGACAAUUUUCAAAAUGGUAAUUCCAAUAGUUUAGCCCAUUUGGUAGAUAAUGAGAUUCCAUUAUCCCAAAUGGAUACACCGACACACCAGCAAUUGCAGGGCAUUAAUCAAUCGCGGCGCUUUAGGCAUCACAAGCACCGACUAGGAGAUGGUAGUUCGGGCGAUGAACUGGAUGACGUAGAGUUGGGAAAUACAAAUACCUUAGCCUUAAGUACGGAAACAUUGGAUGAUGAAGAAGUUGUGGUAGUGGGUACAACCGAGGUCGUGGCUGCUGUAGCUGCCAUAGCGGCUACAAAUAAAGCCCGCGAACGCCAUAAUCUAUCGGAUAGUUAUAAUAAUUUAUUCAAUGGUGAUCUGGAUACAUCACCAUCGAAUAAUACCACUCCAGCUAAUAGUCCGCUAACGGAUAUGCCCUCCCUGUCGGUCAGUGGUUCGAAUUUACUGGCUGCUGCCAUAAUGGGUACACCCAUUACAGAUAAUCUUCCCAAAUCUAUAUCGCAGACGGAGAAUAUGUAUAGCAACAUACCAAAUGUUGCAGCAACAUCUGGUAAUGUUGCCAACAAAGAACAAGACACAUCAAAUCUGCAUGUUUAUUCCAAUUUAAUCGAUGAAAGACCCCAUCCACAUACACAUUCUACCAGCAGCACUAUCAACACACCCACUACUACCAACUCCAACAGCUCUACUUCUUUUGCUGCACCCAGCAGCAAAUCCUCUGCAGCCCAUGCGGGUAUUGUGUCAUCUAUUAGUAGUAAUCCCUUAGACUUGCCUUCCACUUUGCUCUGUGAUGAUCUGGAUUUAGAUGAUCCUGUAACAGCCUCUUUUGUAGCCCAACCAAAAAAUGAUAAGCGUAAAUAUAGCACAAGUCUAGCCUUCAGCUCGAAUGUACCCGAUGUAUUACAAACGCCCAACAAAUCAGCGGCUUUAGCUUCGAAUAACGCAUGUAACAACGCUUCCACUACCGACAAUGUCAAACUGCAAAUGUCUUCGGCCAGCGAUUUAAGUUCGAAUCGCUUGCGCAUUCUACACGACACCACCAUGAUUGACACGGCAUUAGAUUUAGAUAGUUUAGACGAUGCAGCUUUAGCAAAUACAUCGCAAGCUUGUUUAGUUAAAUCACCAUCAUCGCCAACUUCACCACCCAAUAUUGGUUUUAAAGUUUAAAGACGGUGAGUUGUAAUUAAAGAUGAAACAUGUAGAAAGAAUGAUUUAAAAAUAAAAGUAAUUACUUUGUUUUGUGAUGAUGUGAAUUGUGACCACCGCUAAUUGGUAAAUUAUGUAUUUAAAUUUAACAAAAAAAAAAAAUACAAAAAUAUAACAUGAUAAAUUACAAAAUAUUUUGAUUAUGUAUGUAAAAUAGAAAAUAUAUUCAGGAAUUCAUAUUUUUUUUAUUAUUUUUAUUCUUAUUAUAUAGUUUUAUUAAAUAAAUUGUUUUUAAUUUUAUUGCACAUAAUAGUUAGUAUGUAAUUAAUUAAUUAAUAUUUUUAAAUAUUGUAUUAAGGCUAGUUAUAACUAAGAACGCUUUUAAAUUUAGAUCAUUUCAUUUUUUAAUUAAAACCAACAGAGAUUUUUUUAUCUUAAAAUAUGUGUUGUUAUUUAACAGAAAAAUAAUAAUUGUAUAAUUUUAUAUUUGAAAACUUUUCUUAGUUAUUAUUUUUUAAUUUCCUUAAGUCAUAUUAAGUUCCAUUUGAAAUAAAUAACCAGUACACAGUGCGUUUGUUUGUAUAUACAUAUGUAUGUAGUAUAUGGCUUAGAACUGGAAUUCAUUACAAGCUAAGAGGGGUUUUAUACAGGUAUAAAACCGUUCAAAUUAUGUAAAACUAAUAUUGAUAUCUUUGGCAUGCAAUUAAAAUUAAAACUAUUAUAACUAAAAUAAAUUGAUUUAUUAAUCUAAAAUUAUUUCCAAAAGACUUUGUUUUAAAAAAGCACACAAGAUGAGUUAGUUUAGAAGUUUAUUAUUUGAAGAAUUUAAAUCACAGCUUUCAUUAAAUUUAAAUAUUAUCUUAUUAUUAUGUGAAAGUAAAAUCAAUUCGAAAAAAAUUAAAAUUUUUAACUUUUUUCUGUUAUUAAUUGGUGUGUUCAAUAACAAAAAACUAUUACGAAUUAUCACAAAUUGUUUAUAAAUUCUCCAGUUUUUAAUUUUUUUUUUUUUUUGUGAAAAUUUGUAAUAAUUCGUAAUAGUUUUUUGUUAUUGAACAGACCAAAUAUAACCUGCAUAUAUGUAUAUGAGAAAAAUCAAACAAUUUCGAGAAUUUGAUAAAAAAAAAUAUUUUUCAAAAUAAUUUCCGUUAUGACACCAAUGACAUUUCGUAAUUGUAUUCAUAGAACUCUCUUGUAACGAUCAGCGUAUAUUAAAAUAUUUAUUACAUAUUAAAAAUUGGUGGAAUUAAUAGUUGUAUUUGGGUUUAAUGUUAUUUGUACGCUGGAACCAGUAUCCAAUAUUUUCAAAUUUGAAAUAUUAUGUGAAGUAUUUAAGGAUAUUUUUUGAGGGUACAAAGUAUAUUUUGAAUGAUAAAAAAAAACUGAAAAAUAUUAAAAAUCGGUAAAUUUUGGUUUCACUUGUAUUUAACAUAUAAUUUUCCUUCAAGAAGUUUUACCAAAAUUAUUUAUAGAAAUUUCCAAAAUCUAGUGACUCUAAUUUAUGUUGGAUUUAUUCUGUAAUUUAGGAACUGUUAGUACAGAUAUCAAAUUAAUGAAAGCCUAUUUUUUAACUUUAAGAGGAGACUAACAUAUCGGUUUACAGAUAUGUAUUACUUUUUUUUCAUUUCAAAACCCAAAGCCAUCUGAAUUCAGUUUCAACGAUUCCCCAAAAUGUUUGAUUUUCCUCAUAUGUUUAAUUGUUUCUGUUAAUGAAUUUAAUAUUUAGGGAAGAACUAGAUGAGAAGGUGAAAGAAUAAAAUAAUAAAAAAUAGUUGAUCUCUCUCAAGCUGACAAGUCAGUCGUACGUAAAAUGUCAUCCUCCAGCUUUUGCAGGUUCUACCCAUGGCAGAACUAGCAAGGUACAAUUAUUAGAAAGUAUGUUCUCAAUUAUACAUUCCCUAUAACGACAAACAAAAGAAAAUGAAAAAAUAUAAAAAGGAAAUGUUUAAAAAAUUAAAGGAUUUUAAAUUAUUGUUACAAAAAAAUACAAUUUUAAAGAAAAAUUAAAAAAAAUUCAGUUAAAACAUUGCAAAUUUAUAAAAUAUCGCUGUAACAAAUUAAAAAAAAGUUAAGUGAUUAAUUACAUAGUUUGACGUUUUUGGGGUGAACAUUGGAAACUUUCUCUAUUAAUUGUACCUGGUAACUGAUUGUACCAUGGGUUCUACCUAUAUAUUAUAGGCAAGUACUUUAAGUGAGAAUACUAUGUAGAUGUAUUUUGUUAUUGUUACAAUAACCAAACACAUUUAAAAUUUUUAAUGAAAGUACACUCUUCAAAUAAAGAAACUGUAAUUUGUGGUGGGUGAUAACAAAUCGAUACCAAAUUCAUAAAUUGUUCACCACCAUAUGAUGCUCAUUAAAAACAAGCAAUUGUUACCUUCUAUAAUAAAGAUUUUCGUUGACAUUUAGCAUUGAGACAAAAUAGAUGAAUAUUGUUAUAUCAAUAAAUUACUUUUUUAUUGUCAUUAUCUUGGCCUAAGAGUAACGCAAUAGAACUACCUAAUUACUGCUUGAUUUUCUUUUAAUACUAAAGACGUUAAAAAUUAUGAAAUUUUUUAUAGAAACAUGAAUCAAAUGUUAAAUGUUUAAUUACUACAUAUGUAUAUGGGAAAGAAAACACAAUCCCCAUUUUACAUAUAAAAGAAACACACACAAAAAAACGCAAUAAAUUAAACAUUUUUAAUGAAGAAGUUGUUACAAUACAUAGAUAAACAAAAAAAAAACACAAAUCGAUCUUAAACUGUAGUUAAACAAAUGGAAUAAAAUUUAUACUAAUUAAUAAAAUAUAAAAAAUAUGAAAUUGAAGCAAAUAAAAGAAAAUAAUUGAAAAACCAUGUUAACAUUAAACGAUGAGAAUAAUAAAUACAAAUAUAUACGGAAAUUAUUUAGAUUAUAAAUAAUGUAGUUAAACAAUUAAGUCAUUUGUAUAUUUUGUAAUAAAAAAUCGGAUAAAAAAUCUAUAAUUAUUAAACUAUGUAAAAGCAAAUAACAACAGGAUUUUUAUAAAACAAAAUUUAUUUCAUUUUAAUUUGUUUAAAUUAAUUUAACGAUAAAAAACCAUUAAAUAUAUGUAAUUUUUAGUUCAAACAAUUUUUAUACAAACAACAAAAUAAAUAACAAAACAACAUUUUAGGAAUUACAAAAAAAAAAACAACUGAAAUAAAACAAUAACCUAAUAAUAAAGUUAUAAAUAAUAAUAAUAACAAAACACAAAAGGACGUAUGCAAUUAAAAUGAAACAAAUUAAAGUAAAAAUAAUAUUUAUUGUAAAAAAGGAUUAAAAAUAUACAAACAAUAAUACAAAUAUAUAAAGUGUGUAUGAACUGUAAAGUGCAUAUGCAUAUUUAACAACAACAAAAACGAAAUAAACAAAAUACAACACAAAUAAAUCAUGCAAUAAAACUGGCAAAACAAGUUUUGCUAAAUUAACAAUUUAAAUACAUUUCAUUAUAAAUUAUUGAGAAAAUGACAGACGUUAUAAAUAUUUUAAAAAAUAAAUUAUGAAAAUAAUUAUGUGAAAAUGUUGUGAAUGAAAAAAUAAAAUGAUAAAAAAUGAAAUAAAAUAAAAUAUGUAUACAUGUAUAUGAAGAAAUAUGA